This is a messenger RNA of Chrysochloris asiatica (Cape golden mole), 1125 nucleotides long. RefSeq names its product melanoma-associated antigen 10-like (gene MAGEA10). The coding region runs from base 1 to 1125 and encodes 374 amino acids. Gene Ontology annotation, cellular component: nucleus. The record is from RefSeq and is a predicted model, not a curated record. NCBI's taxonomy places the organism in Eukaryota, Metazoa, Chordata, Mammalia, Afrosoricida, Chrysochloridae. Gene Ontology annotation, biological process: negative regulation of transcription by RNA polymerase II. The transcript has a single exon.
AUGUCGCCCCCAUCAAAGCGUAGACGUUAUUCGCUUGAGCAAAGUCUUCAUCCGCAAAGUGAACACCAGAGCCAGGAGGAGGAGGCGCAGGUCUUCCUGGCUGAGGAAGAAGAGGUCUCCUCUUCUUCCACCAGCUCCUCCUGUUUCCCCUUAUCUUCUCGCUCCUCCUCCCCUAGCUGUUCUCUGCUCCCAAGCACCCCUGAGAGUGUUUCUGCUACUGGGUCUCCUUUUAAUUCCCAGAGUCCCCAGAUAUCCUACUCCCCUUCCCAAGCCAUUGCAGCCCCCUGUGUGUCCAGCAACUUAGAUGAGGGCUCCAGCAGCCAAGAAGAUGAGGGUCAGGGCAUUUUGCAGGCCUCACCAGACUACGAGGCCAUGCUUAGACAAGCACUAGAUGAUAAAGUGACUGAUGUGGUGCAGUUCCUGCUCCUCAAAUAUCAAAUGAAGGAGCUCACCACAAGGGCAGAAAUAUUGACUAUCAUCAGAGAAUACCAGGACCACUUCUCUGUGAUCUUUAGGGAAACCGCAGAGUGCAUGCAACUGGUCUUUGGCAUUGACAUGAAGGAAGUGGACCCCAGCAGCCACUCCUAUGCCCUUGUCAACACACUGGGCCUCACGUAUGAUGGAAUGCUGAGUGGUGACUAUGGUGUGCCUAAGACUGGCAUUCUUAUACUUGUCCUGAGCAUAAUCUUCCUGGAGGGCAACUGUGCCCCUGAGGAGAAUAUCUGGAAAGCUCUGAGUACGAUUGGUGUGUAUGCUGGGAGGGAGCACUCCGUCUACGGGGACCUCCAAAAGCUCAUCACCAAUGAUUGGGUGCAAGAGGGCUACCUGGAGUACUGGCCGGUGCCCAACAGCCAUCCUACCCGCUAUGAAUUCCGGUGGGGUCCUAGAGCUCACGCUGAAACCAAUAAGAUGAAAGUGCUUGAGUUUUGGGCCAAAAUCUGUGAUAGUGACCCCAGAAACUACCCAUUCUGGUAUGAGGAGGCUUUGAGAGAUUUAGCUGAAAGAGCCCAGUCCAGCGUUGCCACAGAAAUCACUACUGCCAUGUCCAUUGAGAGUUUUCCAGGGCCACAUCCAGCAGCUUCUUCCCAAAGUCCAGUUUCAGGCCAUCCCUCACACUCUGUUUAA